ACGGCGGCUGCACUAAAAAAAAAAAAAAAAAAACCAAAAACUGAAGAAAAUACUAAAAAAAAAAUCCAAACCACAGCAAAACUCUUCAACCCUCCCCACGUCGACCUGAGAGACCCUCCCAAGCCCCUCAGCCGCCCCCAGUAGCUGGGAGGAUAAAAAGCCGUUGGGGACGGCGGUUGGGGCCGUUACCUCAGCCUCAUCGCGCAGCUUCAUCGCCCCUUCCCUCCGCAGCGCCAUGCCUCUCUCUCCCCGCGCCCUGGUGCUCUUGGGGCUCCUGGGGGUCCUGCGCCGCGGCGGCGCCUCAGGUCUUCUUGAGCUCUCCUUGGGAAAAUUCAGAAAUGUGCUACUUAAUCAGACCAAUCCAGUAGAAGCCGUAAUCAGGAACAUUGCAAGCAAUGUGACUGUUGUUAUUUUUCAAGUACAUGCUCAGCAAAGCGAUGUGGUGAUAUCCUUUGAUAAGAAUCCAUCCGUGAACAGCUCAGGAACCGGAGUAGACAAAGGACUGGUUUCCGUCCUUCGGCCCCAACAGACCGUAUGUACGUGGUACCUUCGUUCACUGGUUGCCAGCCAGGUGCUCAGCACAGCUAUCUCUAUCCCCUAUAUGGAGAAAGAUCCUAUUCCUGGAGGCUGCAAUCUAGAAUUUGACUUGGAAGUGGAUCCAAAUAUUUACCUAGACUAUACAUUGGUUGAUAUACACAUCAAGUUUGCCCCUGCAAACUUGGGAUAUACCAGAGGAGCAAACCCACCAUCCUGCGAUUCAGGGACUGGCCAGAACUCCAGAUGGCGACUGCGCUAUGAAGUCUACCAGUACUUCUUACCAGAGAAUGAUCUCUCUGAAAUGGUACUCAUGAGCCACAUACGGAAGAUGUCUGAGGUGCAAAGUAUCAAAGCCAAUGGCAUUAAAAUGCUUACGUUGACAACUGAUGACAAGACCAAUGUCUACUUUUCCUCGCUUCCUGGACAAGGUGUGAUCUAUAAUGUCAUAGUAUGGGAUCCUCUGUGGAAUACUUCUGCUGCAUACAUACCUGUGCAUACAUAUGCCUGCAGCUUUGCUGAUCUAGUGGAUAACUGCUCUUCCCUCAGUAAACUCUCUACCAAAGUAUUCUUCACUGCUCUUGGUGUUCUUGGUCUUUUCACUUGCUUUUUUGGACACAGAUUCUGGAAAACAGACUUAUUCUUCAUGGGCUUCAUAUUCACAGCUUUCUUCUUCUUUGUAUUCAUUACAAGAGUAACUGGCCUUGGUUAUGAUGUGCGUCUUGUUUUGACAGCAGUAGCUGGAAUUAUUGGAGGGCUUGUCCUGGUUGCAAGCUGGUGGAGAUUUGGCUCUGUCCUACUCUGUAUGUUUAUUAUUGGACUUGUGCUGGGAUUUCUCUUUUCAUCAACAGUCUUCUUUACUCCACUGGGAGACUAUAGGGUCUUCCGUGAUGAUGUGGUGUUCUGGGUGACCUUUUCUUCUGUAGCCUUGAUGAUUCCAGUGCUUUUUGUUGGCUGUCCAAGAAUUCUGAACAUACUGGCCUCUGGAAUAGUGGGCUCCUAUGCAGUGAUCCUAGCUAUUGCUUGUUAUGUCUACACAAGUCUUGCUUACAUCACCUUAGACCUACUCAGGAGGGUCCUCAAUGAUUACUUCAGCAGAGCUUACACCAAUGUGCCUUUUCAAACAAAUGACUUCAUUAUCCUGUCAGUGUGGACAAUGCUGGCCCUCAGCGGAGUAACUGUGCAGCUUCGCCGAGAAAGAAGUGAAGUGCCCUUCCCACCACACCCCUAUCUCACCUGGAAGCGAGAAAGGGAGCGCAGAAGCACGAAUGUCUUGGAUCCUAGCCAUCAUAUCCCUCCCCUAAGAGAGAGAAUCCAUAACAAGCUACUGCAUAUCAAAGAGUUUUUUCAGAAAGAACAGCCGGCUGGUGAGAGAACUCCCUUGCUUCUGUAACGUGCCAAAUCACUGGUGGGAACAGAGAGGAAACGUCUAGGAAUGGCAAGAUGAGUGAUCACCAGCAAACCAGCCAGUGCUGCAGGAUUUACCGCUGCCAAUUUGUCCUGCUUAAGAGGAUCAUAUUUGCCCGACCUGGAAGAGGAGUUACCUCUCUGCUACACUACAUGCUGUUUUGUGACUGACUCCUCCAUGGCCCAUUCAGCCUGCUGUAAUGUGUAUGUCUAGCUGCAGAACCUUGUACUAAUGGUCAAGUGCAGGUAUUUAUCUUGCGGUGAUCUAGUUUGAUGUUUAGGUAUGUGAAGUAUAAAACUGCCCUUAUAAAGCAACCUGUACAUUGCUGGCUCUUCCCUCGCAGCAUGGAAACUACUGCUGAAAUAUUGCCUGACUUGCUCCUGGAGGUGAGCAGUCUGUCAGAUUGUGAGGGAUGAGGGAUAAGGACCAUACACAGGAAGAGUUCUAGCAGGAACUGAAAUAUCACCUUCUAACAUAGAUACAAAAUGCGUGGCAGCAGACACAGUUGUUUCCAAGAAGUAUUAUUGAACCUUGCAAGCUAGACUGAGUGACUUGAAUUUAAACUGCACUGAAUUGACUGUUGUAAGCAUGCACACUGUGGCUCAGGAAGUGGACUUGAUCUGAGAAAGAAGAUUUUUCUCCCUCGCUUUCAGAUGGUUCUGUAGCAAGCUGGUCAUCUGGUCUCUGUGCAGAGAUGACUGCUAAGAGAACACAAGAGGUUUGCCUCCUUGUUUGCUUUCUGAACAGCCUGUGUCUUAUUUCUCUUCUGGUAUAAUCUCUUUUUUGAUGGUGCUGUCACAAAAGAAAAAAACUAAAUAAGCUCUGUAGCCAACAGCAGUUUUUUUCCUGGAAUUGGUUGAAACACUAUUUUUAUUUUUAAUCAAUGUAUAUUUUAAUUUUGCCUUUAAAGGGUGAAAACAGCAUCCAGCUAGCAAAAUACAGGGCAGGAUCCUUGCUGAUUGAAUGUGUUCCUUAUCAGUUUGAAUUGCAUUUGCCCAAAGCAGAAUGCAGUAUAAAUACAGAUAAGGGACUACUCCUGUGUUCAGUGGAAGAUUGCAAUCUCGUGUGGUGGCUUUAUUCGCUUCCUUAAAAAUGAAACAAACAGCCAUUUCCAAAAUGCAGACUAGAGCAUUAUGGUUUCAGCUCACAUAAAUGCACAAGCAGUCCUGAGGCUGUCCUUGGUUUUACCUGCCCUUGCCCCCCAUACCCAAUCUUGGUCUUCACAUUCAGUGUUUACGUGGUGAUCUGUCAUGCAUUAAAUGUCGGCUGAAGCCUUGCAUCCUGUAUCUUGAUACAGGCUGUGGUGGCUCUUCCCGCUGCUUCUCACCAUCUUUGUACCUUUAGUGUGGGCAGCAAAGUGCAUAGUCCUUCCUGUCUGAAGGUAAGUGGCUGUUCUGCUACCUGCAUGGAACCACCAUAAGUGAAUGCCCUACGGGUGGAAACUUAAGUUCUUGGCCACCACUUAAAAUUCUUGGCAAUAAGUAUGUAAGAAAGAACUCUUUGUAAGGAAACUGGUGAAAGAACUUUAUCUGGGAACCUAGUUGAAGGUUAAAACAUCCUGGCAAUAGAAAAGAAUGAAUGACUUCAAAAUAUUCUACUCACUGGCCAUUUUUCUUUAAGGAGUGAAAUCUUAAUGACCUAGUAUCUGCGGUGACUGAGCUCAUCUGACAUUGAGAGACAAAUCCCAUGAUUGCUUGGAGCUGGAACAUCAGCCUCAAACAGCAGAGCAAGGCUGAAAUCCUGCAAUUUGGGUCUUGCCUCAGGGUGCUGUUGUGUGGCAUGUGGGGGUAAAUGCAGAGCUCCAGCAGGCUGCUACUCGCUGACUGCCCUUACUGCUCUGAUACUGAGCAUGUCUUUGCUGUAUUUGAUGGCAAGUAGCAAACACUUAUUUGGUAUACAAAUGCUCUUAAACAUGUUUACUUUUUUUUUUAUAACUGCUGUGAUUAACAUUGUGGGAAAAACAAGUUUAACUCUAAUUUUCUAUAUCUUUUAUAAUAAAGAUGUCUUUUGAAAUAAUA
Molecule: messenger RNA, 3960 nt
Organism: Tyto alba (common barn owl)
Lineage: Eukaryota; Metazoa; Chordata; Aves; Strigiformes; Tytonidae
Gene: TM7SF3
Product: transmembrane 7 superfamily member 3
Exons: 13
Coding region: 236-1927 (563 amino acids)
Source: RefSeq, a predicted model, not a curated record